CGCAAGAUGUCGAGCUCUGCAAGAGCGGUUUCAGCGGCCGCGUCUGGCCGUGGUAACAGGUCUUCUGUCGCCCCACCGGGCUAUCGGUAUGUACUACCGACUUUGCCAUCAGGCGAAACUAUGAAGGAGUGUCUGUUCUUACAUUGUGACGUUGCCGGGAGACCAUACCGCCUCGAAGACUUCCGUGACCCGCUGCAAGAACUCGGUGUAUUGAAAGACGUGACUGGUAUUGGGCCCUUCCAAAUGACGCAUGUGUGGCUCAUCAAGCUACGAACUCCAGAGGUGAAGGAAGUGCUGGUUAGAGCGGGAGGCCUGGAGGUGAAAGGGCGCUUUUGCGCCGUCAUUGACCCAGUGCAACAAGACAUCACACUCAAAGUGCACUGGGUUCCGUUCCAUGUUACCGGGGAAGCAUUGAAGAAAGCUUUCGACCACUUUGGCGAAGUGAAAGAAGUAAGACAAGAGGAUUGGAAGGUGAGGGGCUUCGAGCAAGCCGAGUCUACCACGCGUAUUGUGCGGAUGACGCUCCGAGAGGACUUAACACCGGACGCUCUGCCCCAUUUGUUCAAGAUCUUUGGUGGCUCUGUGCUGGUUGUCGUUCCCGGGAGAGCUCCGAUUUGCCUGCGGUGUCGACGCAAAGGACACAUUAGAAGAGACUGCAGAGUGCCAAGGUGUUCUGAGUGCCGGGAAUUCGGCCAUGAAGCACAUGAUUGCGUACGUACGUAUGCAAGAGUUACUGGCAGCACGCAACCCGACGACGAAGGUCUGGAAUUGAUGGAAGAGGAGGUAACGGAGAAACUGGCAGCGUCCUCGGAAAGGCCGGUUCAACAGGUGGCAAGUGUCGCAACAAAGGUGGCAACGCCAUCCGCGUCGACACAGGACGCCACAGCAGGAAGAAAGGAGAGAGAAAGAAUAAGGAAUGAAGAAGAGAAGACGCCGCCUGCGCCCGCAGAAACGGACCACGGGUGUGACGCGUUUAACGUGGAGAUGGACGCGGAGCCAGAGACGCCAUAUGAGACGCCGGAUGAGAUGGUCACUGAGGAGCCAGCCGUGCCUUCCAAGAGGCACCGAAGCGAUGCUCCAGAAGAGGAGACGCCGGCUGACAGUGUUCAGCGCCUGGAGCCGCAGUGGAUGGUGGUCCGGUCGACCCGGGCCAAGAAAGGGAAGUCCGCCCCAGCGCAACGGUCAGCGUCGCUCACCCGAGAAGGGCAGGCGACGCAGUGA
Dermacentor albipictus is the source of this 1221-nucleotide messenger RNA. Lineage: Eukaryota; Metazoa; Arthropoda; Arachnida; Ixodida; Ixodidae. The record is from RefSeq and is a predicted model, not a curated record.